AUGCCCCAUUUCUUUAGUGAAUCCUCUGUUGCUUUUCUAGAGCGUUAUCAGUUUAUUCCGCGAAGAAGGGAAGGCCGUCAUGCAGACAAGCGUGCCGUACCCACGGAUGGACUCUCCUUAAUGGAUGUGAUGCUUCACACCAACAGCAUCUUUACUAUUUUCUUCCGACUACGAAAGAUGUAUGGACAUGCUGAAGAAGAAGAAGAAGUAGUAGUAGGAAGAAUGGUAUCUUCCACAGAGACUGAAAUGGAGAAUCUCUCACAUAUGGCCCGUCACCUGCAAGCAGAUAUGGCAGAUUUUGAUGUUGGUCUCUCGGAGGAGGUACUGGCACCUACAUUACUUUCCUUUUUGGAUUUUUACCUUGACCACAGUACAACCUUGACGAGUUUACAUCAAACACUGCGUGCCUUCUUUGAAACGACUCCUUAUAUCAGUGAAUUAGAAGAUAACAUAGAUACAGAAACUCCAUUUCAUUCAAAUAUUGCUCUCCUUUUCUUUAAACUAGCGAAAGCACUUCUGUAUAGUCAAACCAUAAAAUAUGCACCACUUGAAGUGUCAAAUGAAGUAGUAACUUGUGAGCCACCCCUACUUCCAUGGUUGUAUUCGAUUGCAGAAUAUACUACAGUAAUGCCGACAUGGUAUUGGAGGACAGCGCAGCAUCCACGCACCACAUGUCUUCUUAUUAAGAAGGUGAAAGUCCAUCGCGGUAGAAGUAAUAAUAACAAUAAUAAUAGUACUAGUAGUAGUUCUUGUAAAGAUAUAAUUAAUAAUGAUGAGGAUGCUAUCACUUUUUCACAUCUCUUUCAACGGGUUCCACGGAAGCGGUGCCGCAUAGAGUAUGGCUUUGAUAUAAGUUCUACAGGAGAAGAGCAUAUAAAAGAUCGUCCUGCUUAUUCUCCUGGUAUUCUUCCCUUACCGUAUGAUGUACAAAAGAUGAUACUUGAGUAUCUCUCUCCUCGAGCACUCUCCGCUGCAAUUUCAGUCUGUGUUCUUUGGCGACGCCUUAUACGACGCUCUGCCACUAUGUGUUUCUAUCUUCGUGCUAGUCACAUUAUCACAAGAGAAUUUUUUAAGUUUAUGAGGGAUGACUGGGGACAAGCAUGGAUACGCGUAAAUGAAUUAACAACAGUACAACGAUUGAACCUUAAUUAUAUGCUUUUGGGUCAGUUUGAACGUCACCUACAACAGUGGCGAGAAUCUAUUCCAUCACUUGAAGAUUUUGUAAUUCAUCUCUAUAAUGAGCGGGGUCCCAAAAGUUGUGAAUGGAAGAUGUUAGAAGGAAUGUGGAGUGCCAUUGAAAUGGAAAUCAAAAUCUUUCCAUUUAUGGCUCUUCGUAAUGCUGAAUUUCCCACACUUCUUUACAAUGGAUCUUCUACAUGUUUAUGUGGGAAACUUUCACAGAUGGUAACUUUAUCACAGUUGAGGCAAUUACUGUUAUGGAUGCGUUGUACAGAACGUAUUGCUUCUCCUCUAUUGGUUGAACUGGCAGUACAGAGGUCGUUGCUUCUUGGUGCAGCAAACCAAUCUCCACCCACCACACCCUGA
Molecule: messenger RNA, 1545 nt
Organism: Trypanosoma theileri
Lineage: Eukaryota; Euglenozoa; Kinetoplastea; Trypanosomatida; Trypanosomatidae
Exons: 1
Coding region: 1-1545 (514 amino acids)
Molecular function (GO): protein binding
Source: RefSeq, a predicted model, not a curated record